Drosophila miranda is the source of this 935-nucleotide messenger RNA. RefSeq names its product serine protease grass-like. Gene Ontology annotation, molecular function: serine-type endopeptidase activity. NCBI's taxonomy places the organism in Eukaryota, Metazoa, Arthropoda, Insecta, Diptera, Drosophilidae. The transcript is spliced from 3 exons. The coding region runs from base 22 to 858 and encodes 278 amino acids. Gene Ontology annotation, biological process: proteolysis. The record is from RefSeq and is a predicted model, not a curated record.
UCGAAGGUAAAGAACGCGGCAAUGAUGGCUCUGGUAUCUCUGGUGGCUUGGCUGCUCCUUGGAGGAUGUGGCAGCGUAUACGGACAGCUCCUCGAAGAGGACUGCGGUGUCACGAGCGUUAUGCAGGCCAUGGUGGCCGGCGGCGAGGAUGCAGCACUGGGAACCACUCCGUGGAUGGCGCACCUGUACGCAAAUGGACAAUUCGUAUGCGGCGGAUCGCUCAUCAAUCACCGCUUCGUGCUCACCGCCUCGCACUGCAUUCAACCGAACUCGCGCAUAAUCGUGCGGUUGGGAGAGUACGAUACCAGGACGGUAGAGGAUUGCAGGCAGGGAGAGUGUGCCCCACCGCCCACGGAUCACUUCGUCGUAAACAUCUACAAGCAUGCAUCGUACACGUCGGUGGAUUACUACGAUAUUGCUCUGCUGCAAAUGCAACAGAGUGUGGCCUACACAGCCAACAUCCGACCCAUCUGCAUUCUGCUGGACACGACAGUGCAGCAACGGAUGGACAGCCUUCGGGAGUACACUCUCACCGGAUGGGGCGUGAUGUGGGGCGGACAGCGGGCCUCCGUCCUGCAGACCGCCAACUUGACCCAAAUCGAUCGAUACACCUGCGCCCGGUACGGCUACCGCAUCGAUCACACGCACAUCUGUGCCGGGGAUUUCCGAAGUUUUGCCUGCGUGGGGGACUCUGGUGGCCCGCUGGGCGCCACCGUGCUGUACGAUGGGCAGCCCCGUUACAUUCAAUUCGGGAUCGUGAGCUUCGGCAGGAAGCCCUGCAAUGGCGUGAGUGUCUUCACGAAUGUCCUGGCCUACAUGCCGUGGAUACAGGCGGUUCUGCAGGUGACCCAGUCCUAAACCGAGAAACAUCUUUCAGACAGCAUAGAAAUAUAAAAUUAAUGAGCAAAUGAGCAAAAUAAAUCCUUUAAACAAGA